This is a messenger RNA of Hippopotamus amphibius kiboko, 2959 nucleotides long. RefSeq names its product spartin (gene SPART). Gene Ontology annotation, biological process: cell division; negative regulation of BMP signaling pathway. Gene Ontology annotation, cellular component: plasma membrane. The record is from RefSeq and is a predicted model, not a curated record. The transcript has 9 exons. NCBI's taxonomy places the organism in Eukaryota, Metazoa, Chordata, Mammalia, Artiodactyla, Hippopotamidae. Bases 359 to 2359 code for a protein of 666 amino acids.
CGGGCGGGGGGCGGCCGGGCGGGAAGGGCCGGGAAGGCCGCGGGCCCGCAUUCGGGUCUCAGAGACGAAACUUUCGUGGAAGGCGGCCAUUUCGGGAGAGAACAGUUUGAGAAGCCGUUCCUAGUGUACCCCCAUCUCCUGGAUUUGCGGCACCCUGGAGCUGCCUACACCCCGCUCUGUGCACUGUUGGGUUGCAGAGCGCUGCCUUUGCCCCUCCGGUCGCCGUCCUCCCGGAGCAUCUCUGUUGACCACCCUUGCUGCCCCACCCCCGCUGUUUACGUUGGCUCUGGAAGUCGAUUAUUCCCCCUCACCCAGCGCUUACAGCUUCGUGAAAGUUCGAUAGUCUUUCCGAAAAGAAAUGGAACAAGAGCCACAAGAUGCAGAACCUGCUGAAAUUAAGAUCAUCAAGGAAGCAUACAAGAAGGCCUUUUUAUUUGUUAAUAAAGGACUUAAUACAGAUGAAUUAGGUCAGAAGGAAGAAGCAAAGAACUACUAUAAGCAAGGAAUAGGACACUUGCUCAGAGGAAUCAGCAUUUCAACAGAUCCCGAACACGUAGGUCCUGGGUGGGAAUCUGCUAGACAGAUGCAACAGAAAAUGAAAGAAACGCUGCAGAAUGUACGUACCAGGUUGGAAAUUCUAGAGAAGGGUCUUGCCACUUCUCUACGGAAUGAUCUUCAGGAGGUACCCAAGUUAUAUCCAGAAUUUCCACCUAAAGACAUGUCUGAAAAGUCACCGGAACCUCAGUCCUUUAGUUCACUUCCUCAGCACAAUGAAGUAAAUGGAAGCACUUCAACUACAAGUACAGAAUCAGUUUCUACACCUGGUACUUUGUCAGUACCUUCUCAGAGUCAUCCGUCAGAAGCUCCUCCCGCUUACACUCCUCAAGCUGCUGAGGGUCACUACACUGUAUCGUAUGGAACAGAAUCUGGGGAGUUCUCAUCAGUUGGGGAAAACUUUUAUAGGAAUCAUUCUCAGCCACCUCCUCUUGAGACCUUAGGGCUAGAUGCAGAUGAGUUGAUUUUGAUACCAAAUGGAGUACAGAUAUUUUUUGUAAAUCCUGCGGGCGAGGUUAGUGCACCUUCAUAUCCUGGGUACCUUCGAAUUGUGAGAUUCCUGGAUAAUUCUCUUGAUACAGUUUUAAACCGCCCUCCUGGGUUUCUUCAGGUUUGUGACUGGUUGUAUCCUCUAGUUCCUGAUAGAUCUCCAGUUCUUAAAUGUACUGUAGGAGCCUACAUGUUUCCUGAUACAAUGUUACAAGCAUCAGGAUGCUUUGUGGGGGUUGUCUUGUCUUCUGAAUUACCAGAAGAUGACAGAGAACUCUUUGAGGAUCUACUAAGACAAAUGUCUGACCUUCGGCUCCAGGCCAACUGGGACCGGGCAGAAGGAGAAAAUGAAUUCCAAAUCCCUGGAAGAUCCAGAUGCCGCCCUGACCAGUUGAAGGAAGCCAGUGGCGCUGAUGUGAGACAGUUGGACGCAGGCAGUAAGGAUGUGCGUCAUAAGGGAAAACGGGGGAAAAAGGCCAAAGGUACUUCAAGUGAAGAAGUUAAUCUGAGUCACAUUGUACCCUAUGAGCCAGUUUCAGAAGAAAAAGCAAAGGAAUUACCUGAAUGGAGUGAGAAAGUGGCUCAAAACAUUUUGUCAGGUGCUUCCUGGGUGAGUUGGGGUUUGGUCAAAGGUGCUGAAUUUACUGGCAAAGCCAUCCAGAAAGGCGCUUCUAAACUCCGAGAACGGAUUCAACCAGAAGAAAAACCAGUGGAAGUUAGUCCAGCUGUGACCAAGGGACUCUAUAUAGCAAAGCAGGCUACCGGAGGAGCAGCGAAAGUCAGUCAGUUCCUGGUUGACGGAGUUUGUACUGUAGCAAAUUGUGUUGGAAAGGAAUUAGCUCCUCACGUCAAGAAGCACGGAAGCAAACUUGUUCCAGAAUCUCUUAAAAAAGACAGAAAUGGGAAGUCUCCCCUGGAUGGUGCUAUGGUUGUAGCAGCAAGUAGUGUUCAAGGAUUUUCAACUGUCUGGCAAGGAUUGGAAUGUGCAGCUAAAUGCAUUGUUAACAAUGUUUCAGCAGAGACUGUACAAACUGUCAGAUACAAAUAUGGGCAUACCGCAGGAGAAGCUACGCACAACGCGGUGGAUUCUGCCAUCAAUGUUGGUGUAACUGCGUAUAAUAUUGACAACAUUGGUAUCAAAGCAAUGGUGAAGAAAACUGCAAAACAAACGGGACACACACUGCUUGAGGACUAUAAAAUCGUUGAUAAUUCUAAGGGGGAGAAUCGAGGAGGAGCAGGUAUAAACACGGAAGGGGAGGAAGAUGAGCAGAGAGAGGAGCUGGAGAAGAGUGGGGCGAAGAAGAAGGAGAAGUGAAGUGCUGUGGAUUGCCUGUACCAGAGCCUUACAGAUGGAUGCAGUUUUGUUAAAUGGCAAAUGUGGCAUUCCCCACAGAUUAACUAGGAUUUUUAAAAUGUAUUCUCCUACAAAGUGACUAUUUCAUAAGCUUUAUGGCAUGUAUUCUACUUCUAAGGAAAAGAAUCAGUAUUCUUGCAUCUGGCCUUUAGAAAUAUAGUUUCAUUCUGUGUGAGUUUAUUUUUUUCUAAAUGUGGCUAAAAUAUUUUUGCAGUUAAAAUAAGACUAAUAAUAGAUGUGCUAUAAACCUUAUUAAACCUCAUGUUAAACUAUUUUUGUAUUUGCUGUCUUUCAGAAAGCAAAGUAGGAAAUUAUAUAUUUACAUAAAAUUUGUCAUUUAGUAACCUUAGUUCUGUUUGUUUUGGAAAAGAAUGACUUAAAACGUUUCCUCUUUUUGCACUAAUUGUGGAUUUUUUUUUUUUAGGUGCUUGUCAGAAUUUUCAGUGUAUAAGCUAAACAAAAACUGUAAUCCUAAAUGAAAAGAAUUCUUGUAUAACAUUUAAAAGACUUCUUCAAAACAAGGAAUAGACUAAUCAUGAAAAAGAAAAUGAGGUUCUAUAA